AUGGGCAUCACUGAAUCCAAGUAUUGCCGGCGAUCGGUCGAGCCGGCCAGCAAAAAACAGUCUCUAGCACUCGGCGAACAGACUGCACCAGAGAUCUCUCCUGAGACUCUACCAAACUUGACCGACUCAGAUCAUCUCGCUGUCCAUGGCGAGAGCAAUGGCUCUUCCGAGCACUUUGCAUCUGCUCCUGCGUCAGCGGAUGAUAAAUCUUCCGCGCCUCCUGCGCGAUCACAGCAGAACUACUUCGCCACUGCAGUUGCUUUUGCACCCUCGCGGGCCAAGAUCUCUGGCCUGGUUACGCGACUCAUCGAACAGUACGGAGAUGCUGUGGAAGUCCCAGACCUCACCCUCGAGGCUGAAGAACGUCGUGUGAGACCGAAAACUGCAUCUCCUGACCGUUCGAAGCUAUUGCCGACCAAUCUUCCUAUCAAGUCUGACAACGUCGUCACUGCUCCGGUUCGAUCCAUACCCGCGUCGAUCGAACCGCCUACUCUAUCCAAGCCUCGGAGUGCCACCAUCAUUGCGUCCAAUACAUCGACCGCAUCAUCCAGUAUUCAGGAAGAUACGUCCUCGACUCCAGACUCCAAGCAACCGAAUUCUGUCACUUCUCCAGUACCAUCCACCACUUCUCUACCCGUUCCUGCUGAGCAUCAUGAUAAGUUACAGACACGCCAUGAGCCUCUGUCCCCGGAGCCGGCAGUUCUUGGUGUCUCCUCGCCAACUCUGCCGGAUGUCUUGAUUUCUUCUACAAGCUCGACUACUCAUAACGAUGAUCCAAGCAGGCAGCUUACCACAACUGUAUCGUCGGUUGCUCCAGUCCCUCGCUGGAUACGUUGUCACAUUCGGGCUUCUCCACCGCCAUCACCCGACUUGACAAGCUUGAGUUAUUUGGUGCUUGCCAAAAAGAGAGAUAAUGCUGCAGCAUUGUUGGCCCCAGGACUGCCGUAUGGCUCCUUGGUAAAGAUCCCAACCACUAAAAGGUUGGAGAUCUAG
Molecule: messenger RNA, 993 nt
Organism: Aureobasidium pullulans EXF-150
Lineage: Eukaryota; Fungi; Ascomycota; Dothideomycetes; Dothideales; Saccotheciaceae
Exons: 1
Coding region: 1-993 (330 amino acids)
Source: RefSeq, a predicted model, not a curated record